CAAGCAUUUGUGAAGUAAAACUGGGCUCCAGCCAGACAUGAUGUGGCACAGGAGUUGGUGGAGUUGCUGGAAGAAAUGAGCCCAGCAGCAGAGCUGGGGCCAUAGGAGAAAGCUGCCUGCACCAGCCCUGGCUGCCAGCUCGCCGUGAAGCUGGAGGGAAGGGAGCUGCCUUCAGAGCAACGAGCUUCUUGAGCAGGUCAUGUAGAAGAGCAGAUUUAAUGUGAAGAUGGGACUCUUGGUGUUUAUGCGUAACCUGCUGCUAGCCCUCUGCCUUUUUCUGGUACUGGGAUUUCUGUACUAUUCUGCUUGGAAGUUGCACCUUCUCAGAUGGGAGGAUUCAAAUUCAGUGGUUCUUUCCUUUGACUCCGUUGGACAUACAAUAGGCUCAGGAAGGAGAGAAAGAAAAACUGUGGCUAUUGUGCUUCCGCUGUCCAUCCCAUCUCACCUUGCUGCAGACCCAGGAAAAGACAGAGCCCAGAAAGAACCCACAGAACCCAUGGCAGCUCCAGGCCCAGCCAUUCCCAAAUAUGACAAACUGGGCUUUCUCCUGAACCUGGACUCAAAAUUGCCUCCAGAACUGGCAUCAAAGUAUGCCAAUUUCUCUGAGGGAAUGUGCAAGCCAGGCUAUGCAUCAGCGCUCAUGACUGUCAUCUUCCCAAAGUUCUCGAAGCCGGCACCAAUGUUCUUGGACGAUUCCUUCAGGAAAUGGGCACGUAUCAGGGACUUUGUACCCCCUUUUGGAAUUAAAGGACAAGAUAAUCUGAUCAAAGCCAUCCUGUCAGCAACCAAAGAUUAUCGUCUAACUCCAGCUCUUGACAGUCUCAGCUGCCGGCGAUGUAUUAUUGUGGGAAAUGGUGGAGUACUUGCAAAUAAGUCAUUGGGGUUAAAAAUUGAUGACUAUGAUGUUGUUGUCAGGCUGAACUCGGCUCCGGUGAAGGGCUUUGAAAAAGAUGUGGGUGGCAAGACAACACUCCGGAUCACAUAUCCUGAAGGUGCAAUCCAGAAAAUGGAGCAGUAUGAGAAGGAUUCCCUGUUUGUUCUGGCAGGAUUCAAAUGGCAGGAUUUCAAGUGGCUGAAAUACAUUGUUUACAAGGAGAAAGUGAGUGCGUCUGAUGGCUUUUGGAAGUCAGUGGCAACCCGUGUCCCAAGGGAACCUCAUGAGAUACGUAUCCUGAAUCCCUACUUCAUCCAGGAGGCAGCUUUCAGCUUCAUUGGACUGCCUUUCAACAAUGGCCUGAUGGGCAGAGGGAACAUCCCCACCUUGGGAAGCGUAGCAAUAACCAUGGCGCUGCACAACUGUGAUGAGGUGGCAGUAGCUGGCUUUGGCUACGACAUGAGUUCACCCAAUGCACCCCUGCACUACUAUGAGAACAUCAAGAUGUCUGCCAUCAAAGAGUCCUGGACGCACAACAUCCAGCGGGAGAAGGAAUUUCUGAGAAAGCUGGUGAAAGCCCGAGUCAUCACUGACCUAACCAGUGGGAUCUGAGUGGCUGCAGCCACUGCGUCCAAGAGAAGAGACAAAGACACACUACAGCUCUGGGAGCAGGCACUGGCAGCCCCCUGCAAGAAUCCCACCUCGCUGAAGACACCCAGAGAUGCUCAGGUGCUCUGGGAAAACCCUCUUGCAUUGCCAGUCUGCACGAGGGUUACAUCUCCCACCUCCAGGCCUAGAGCUGGCAGGAGGUGGGCAAGGGGCUGAGUGGACAGUUCUUGAACUCUGCAUCGCAGACAGAUCUUCUGCAUCCUGAAUUAGACAGGAAAGACUCAGGAGAGAGAAGAAAAGUUUGUGAAUAAAAUGAUUAGUGCCAAAUGGGAGGUGAUGCUGCCCCAAGGCAGCAAAGCCUGAAUGUACAAAGUAUUAUUUUUUAAAAGACUGCUGGAACCAUACUAGAAAUACCAAGGUACAAGGCAAAGUCUGCUUGCGCACAGCCCUGCGAAAAACCUGGCCUCUUCAUGCUCCAUCUGCAUUGUCACCAGCCUCUGACCUUUCCCCAGGAAAACAAAUCCAUCCAAAACUUCAAUGUCAUUGGUGCUGCUACAAUUUGAAGGGAGAAUAAUGGCUUCCUCUCAUUCUCCACUUGGAGCUUCUGGAUGGAGAUGAACAUGGGUUUGUUUUUCUACAUUUUUCCUCACAUCCUCCACAGAGGCAGCAACAGCAGCCACUGACUUGGCUGUGUUUUCCAUAGCCAUUUGCUCUGCCUCUGCCCUGACCCCGAGGUGGAGCGGGGAGCCGGUGGCUUUCUCCACCUACAGCAGACCCUCCCCACCUUCCUGCCUGUCACGAUGCAGGGGAGCCUGCCCCGUUGUGCUCAAGGCUUUCAGGCCUCUUGGUUUGUGCCUGCUGUGCAGGGCCCCUGAAGAGUCCGUGCAGACUUGUGUCACUGUUUCUGGACAGCAUCUCGCUUUGGUUUUGUGUGGGAGGGGAGUAAUUUAUUCUUUGCAAGGAGGUCAGAUCUUGAGCAGAGAUCUCAAGCUUUACAGUUUGAGAGCAGACUGCUGAAGAUGUUUGUUUUACGUUCCAGACUCAAUCAUGUUCCCUAUUUAAGCGACGUGUGACCUCAAUGAUGAUGGAACCUGAUGGGAACUCUCACCCUCUGCUUGGACCCUGCUCACUCCAUUUCCAAGCUCCUCCCAUGCUGCUCUAGCACUGCUGCUCCUCCUGCUCUCAGGAGCACGUCCUUCCUUUGCCCACUUGGUCCCAAGAUGCACUAUUUGCACAUUUGAUUUGUAUACGUAUUUCAGAGGAGCUGGAAUAAACUGAUCAACGUGGCCAAGUGCAAGGGCAACAGGGUGGUCUCAUCCACCUGAAGAGCAUGGGCAGGAGGGAGGUAGCCAAGGGAAUGAGCAGUUACAUGUGAAAAGUGGCUCCUGUACUCUCCUAGCCUGGAGCAGGCUGGAGUGCACCCACAGGCACUGUCCCAGUGCCUGGGUGUCAAGGCACUGGUACACAGCCAGCUGGUGCUGGGGUCAGUAGAGUGGGAUCCCAGAGGGGUGUGGGUUGGGCUCAGGGUUCUGGCACUGUGUCUGACACAGCCCAAGGAUUGCAGUCUGCCUUGCUCUGGGCUGAAGGGAGCAUGACCUGGAAUGGGCAAGGAAUGCUCAGAGCAGGGCUCGCAUGGCCCCCCUAGAGCAGCUCUGCACCUUGCAGGGACUGUGGCUUUGGACCUGAGACCUUCAAGGGGGUGUGCAGGAGGGGCAGGCAGUGACCCAGGCCUGGGGCAGACGAGCAAACUGUACAGAAUGGUUUGAGACCAGGCUGCAGGCAGAGGCAGCUCCCAGGACAUGGCACUGACUGCUGCUUACAGACUGCUGUGGGAUGCCUCCCUCAGGAGCAGGCAGGGGAGCCAAGGAGCUGCUCAGGGGCAAGUCCUGCCCAGCUUCUUGUAGUGGCUGCUGUUCCCCUUGUCAUCUAGCAGCUCAAAGAUCCUGUUUUUGGGCUGCAGAAGGCAUGCUAGGAGGCUCUCCUUCCCUUUACCCUUCCCAUGUCUCAUCCCCACUGCUCUGGCCUCCCAGCCAGGCAGUCCCCGUUCCCCAGGGACAUGCCUCCUUUCAGAGUGCUCUGAGAGGUUUGCAGCCUGUUUUUGAGCAUAUGCUGUGGCAGAUACUCCUUUUAAGUAUCUCCCAUUUUGUUUUUCCUUCUUGAGGACUCCAUGGGACUGAAUUUCCAUGGCUCUCACCAGGUAACUCUUUCUUUGCAGUUCCUGGGUGUCAGCCUGGAAUUGGGACCAUCUUCUGCUGAGUCCCAGCCAUGCUGGCAGUGGGAAUGCUUGGUCUGGUCUGGCUGAGGUUGUGGCUGGGAAGGGUUGACAUCCACUUUCUCUCUUGGUGCUUUAACCAGCUGCCAUGAGAGCCUAGGGCUGUAUCCAUGGGCUGCAGUGAGCUGAGAUGGCAGAGUGGGCAGCUGCAUCCCGAAGGAGGAGGGAAGAGCCUUUGGUGUCUCUGCUGGGACCCCCACAGAGGAUUGUUCAAUUGGUUUAUUGAACACUACAAAGCUCCAAGACACUUUUAUCUUCCAGCUCAUUGGCUCCAGGUCCAAGGACACAGCAUGGCCACUGCUCAACCUUCCCUGUCAUCCCAGCUCUCCACCACAGCCAUGAACAGGUCCUGAUGGGAAGUUUCCCCUACAGACCAGGGAGGUGAUUCCAAGCCCUUCCCUCCACCUUGACAGGCGUCUCCAGGCAGAAGAGCCCAAGUGGAAUAGAUGAGUGCAUGUCCCAGCGUGACUGCGGUGGGUCAGGACCACCUGCACGUAGAAGGAAAGAGUGUUUGGGGACCAAGACUCUCCUCUAGCUCACUGACACCACAGAGCAGCCCAUGACAAGGUGAUGGGGCUCCAGCUCCAGGAGCAGGGCACAGCACUGGGUUUUGCUCCUGGGUGUCAUUCUUUUGGCUGCCUCCUCAUGUGCACCUGCAGCCACCUCCCGCCCUCGAAACGCUGCAGUCCCAGCAGCUCGGAGCGGUGCUCGCGGGUCAGAGCAGGGUCAGUGGGACGGAUGUGAGUCCUGGCCUCUCCCUCGCAGUGACUCACCUUGUCAGAUCGGAAGGGAGAGCCCAGGGGAAUUCUCUACAGCCUAAAUAUAGAGCGGGGUUGCCUGGUGCCUCUGAUGCGCUUUGGUGCAGAAAGGCCACUCAGGUGGCAGGGAACCUGCCUGGAGACAGCCCAGAGAAACACAGGGAGAUCAGGGGCCAGUGACCACAGUGGGUUUUGCUCCAGCUAGUGCAGAGAGCAGGUCUGGGGAGCUGCAGGGCAACCUGCAUGUGCUGCUCUGGAGGACAGGAGGUGCCGGAGAGUUCUGCUGCUGUGCUGACCACACCAUGAGCUGCUUGUGCAUUUGUGUCAGUGCUCACCAUGCUGGCGCUGGGCUCCCACCGCCAGCUCACCCGGUUAGGCCUGGCCGUGCUGUGGCCUUGAGCUCACACGUGCCAAAGGUAAGCACCAUGGCCAGGUACACGAUGCAGCAGUGGGAUUCAGCCCAACAUUCCUCAUCCCAGCAUCUCUGGGCUUCCAGUGUCUCCUUCCUUGGAGGGAGAAGUGGAGAGGCCCUGCCUGGCCAUGCUGUACUACCCCUCAGUGUGAGCACUGCUGGGAGCAGGGGAAGGUGUCAGGACAGGGCUGUCUGUGUCAAAUGGAUGCAGUUGAGCUGGGUGUGGGCAGAACUGGACACAGGCAAGAGCUUCCAGAGUGUUUGGCAGGGAGGCAGCCACCACGCCGAGCUCCGUGGGCACCAGUGUGGUGUGUGCUCUCGGUCACUCGCAGUAUUAGAGAUGUGUCCUUCAGUGCAGGAGCCCCUUUGGGGCCACAGCCCAGCCCCUUGGGCUCUGGCUCCUUGCACAGCCUGCACAGGAUCUCGAAAAGGCCAGUGCAUUCGCCGGUACUGUACCAAGCCAAGAUGCAAGAACUCAAUGAGUUUUUAAAAUUAGUUUUAGUUUCUGCAUUUUUUUUUAAUUUUCCCUCUAGGCAGGGAGGGUAAGAGUCUUGCAGGCUCCUCCAAGCCGGCUUAUGGCACGUCAAUUCAGUCAUAUCACAGAAGCAAUAAAGCUAUCAAACAAGC
This is a messenger RNA of Lonchura striata (white-rumped munia), 5552 nucleotides long. RefSeq names its product ST3 beta-galactoside alpha-2,3-sialyltransferase 3 (gene ST3GAL3). NCBI's taxonomy places the organism in Eukaryota, Metazoa, Chordata, Aves, Passeriformes, Estrildidae. Gene Ontology annotation, molecular function: sialyltransferase activity. The record is from RefSeq and is a predicted model, not a curated record.